Messenger RNA from Nerophis lumbriciformis (worm pipefish), 1422 nucleotides. NCBI's taxonomy places the organism in Eukaryota, Metazoa, Chordata, Actinopteri, Syngnathiformes, Syngnathidae. The record is from RefSeq and is a predicted model, not a curated record.
AUGUCCCUGUGGUGUUUGCUGUUGCUCAUUGCCCUCACCCAUCCGACCUCAAGCACCAGUCCUGGAGUGAAAGUCAAACUGACAGAUAAUGGCAUUGAAUAUGGCAGGCAACUCGGGAUGGCGUCCAUCCAGCAGAAACUCAAAAGUAUAACAAUACCAGAUAUAUCUGGAAAACAAAGACUGUCUGUCAUCGGCAAGGUUGAGUACAGAUUCUCAAAUAUGCAAACAGUGGCUGUGGGAUUACCUUCCUCUGCCGUGGAUCUAAUACCUGGGACUGGUGUCAGACUGUCUAUAAGUAACGCCUUCAUCAGUAUGAAGGGUAACUGGAGGGUCAAGUACCGCAGAAUAUUGAAGGACAGUGGUUCCUUUGAUUUAAGUGUGAAUCAACUGUCCAUCAGGACAGGUGUUGCUGUCAAAAGUGAUGAAACAGGGCGACCUCAAGUCAAUAAUGUUGAUUGUGCAGCUACUGUUGGCAGCGUGAGCAUCAAAUUCCAUGGUGGAGCCAGCUGGCUGUACAAUCUUUUCACAAACAUCAUUAACAAGUCAUUGCGCAAUGCGCUCCAAAAGAAGAUCUGCCCCCUGGUGGCUGAUGCCGUGUCUGAUCUGAACCCUCAGUUGAAAACGCUCAAUGUCUUAGCCCAAGUGGACAAGUAUGCCGAGAUUGAAUAUUCAUUGGUCUCUGCACCUGAAAUCUUCAACUCCUCCAUAGGUUUGAGCUUGAAGGGAGAAUUCUACAACAUCGAGAAGCAUCAGGAAACUCCUUUCCCCGCAGCGGUGUUCUCUUUGCCGCCUCAGAACAAUAAAAUGCUGUACAUUGGUGUGUCUACCUUCACUGCCAACUCUGCAGCUUUUGUCUACAACACAGCUGGAGCCCUGAGCUUGUACAUUACUGAUGAUAUGAUCCCUCAAAGCUCUCCAAUCAGGCUGAACACCAGAACAUUUGGAGUUUUCAUCCCCCAGAUUGCCAAAUCUUUCCCGGGUUUAUUGAUGAAACUGCUGGUAAAAACGGUGAAAAAUCCCAUCAUCACUUUGGAGCCAAGCAACGCGACUAUUCAAGCCACCAGCACAGUGACGGCUUAUGCGAUCCAACCCAAUGCAACUCUCUCUCCUUUAUUUGUCCUGAACUUGGAGACCAGUGUCAGUGCCCGAGUGUUUGUCAGUGGCAUGAGGCUAGCUGGAGCUGUCAUCCUGAACAAAAUGGAUCUGACCUUGGGGACAAGUUAUGUGGGAGACUUUCGGGUCAGAUCACUUGACAACAUCCUGAGCAUGGUCCUAAAAGUGGUUGUUAUACCUAAACUAAAUGUUCAACUUGCAAAGGGAUACCCUCUACCUGCCAUUGGGAAGAUGAAGCUUGUUAACACUGAUCUUCAGAUCCUUAAGGACUACAUGCUGAUUGGGACAGAUGUUCAGUUUGCAGGAUGA